AAGUGGAGCAGGAGGGCAUGGGGUGCUAUGGGCGGGCGGGGGUGGCGACUCAUGGGCUUGAGGACCAUUUUGGCUCUGCAUGUGGCCUUCCAGGCCAAGGGCCUUACUCAGAGCGCGGGCUGACCAGGCCAGAGGGCCAGCGCAAGUCACAGUGGACACAAACACACCCGAUACACAGGCAGACACGCUCAGGCAGAAGCACAGAUAGACAGACACAGAAGACACCAAGAUGGGCAUGCGGGCCCAGACACAGACUCAGAAGCACUGGCAGGCCCUCUGGGGACACUCCAGGGCAGAGUCACGCACAUACAGGGAGACACUCUCAGGUCAACACACAGAUGUGCAAAAUCGAUGCCCAGAAAAGUGCGCAUAUACCCGUGCGCUCACGCUCAGGCGUCAGGUUCACUUGCCUGGUUUCCCUGGGAAAGUGCCGAGUACUAGCCAUGGCUGGGGGCUGAGUCAGGCUCACUCCCUGCCUUGCGAGUCUCCUGGUCUCCAGGCUCUGUAACUGUCCCUCCGUCAUGGCAGGUGUGCCCAGUGCUGGGAUCAGGCCCAGAGCAGGAGGUGCCGAACAUGGUAUGGGCUCAGCUGGUCGGGGAAGGCUUCUCACGGGAGGAGCCAUUUCUGCGAGCCUUUAAUGAGUUGACAGCUGAAGAAGAAGGGGCUGAGCUCACUGUAGGCAGAGUGCAAAGGUGUGGAGGAGAGGUGGGUGCUUCUGAGUGAUCAGAGCGAGGGAAUAAGUUGGAACUGAAGCCAGAGGGGUCAUUAGGAGAGGCCUUGAAUGCCAAGCUAAGGAUGGAGCUGUGCUGCUUCUGAGGGCAGCGGUGGCCCAGGGGGCUUAUGCUUUGUUGCUACUGUGAAGGGAAGUCUUUUUAAGUGUCUCUUUCUAAUAGGCUUUGCUGGGGUACAGGAAAGGUAUUGCUUAUAUUUACAUAAUCAACGCACAAAACUUACUAAACCCUUUUAUUAUCUCUAAUAAUUUUCAGUCUCAGAUUUUCUAAGCCAACAAUCAUAUCACCUAUGAAUAAUGACAAUUUAAUCUGCUCCUUCCCAGUGUUUACAUCUCUUAUCUAUUUUUCUUUCCUUAUUGCCUUAAUUUGUUCUUCCAGGCAAAUGUUGAGGAUUCAGAGUGGUGAGAACAAACAUCCUUGUCAUUUUCCUUAUUUGCAGGGGCUAGAAGGAAAAGGAAAGCUUACAAGGAAAGCUUUCAAAACCCGGUUUUACACGUGCCUGGGUUGAUAUCCUGAUCAUUGUCCCUCCCGCUGUGCUCUCAGGCGAUAGAUGAUUGGCUAUUUCUUUACCUCCUCUUUUUGCCUAAUUAGCAUUUUUGUGAGCUCUCUUUACUACUUGAUUGGUCAGGUGUGAGCUAAAUUGCAAACCCUGUAUUUAAAGGUGGAUGCAGUCACCUUCCCAGCUGGGCUUAGGGAUUCUUAGUCGGACUAGGAAAUCCAGUUAGUCCUGUCCCUCAGUCCCACCUCUCAACAGGAAAACCCAAAUGCUGUUGGGGAGGUUGGCCGACGACCGCUCUAACUGCUAGGCAAGAUUCUUAUGACUGAUCCUAGGAGGCAGCAUCGAGGGGGCCUGGAAAGGAGAGCAGCUCGGAGGCUGUGAUCAGGCUGUGCUCUGGGGUGACAGGGGUAGAUGGACAGAGGCUGCCAGGCCAGUGCAGGAGGGCCACAUCAUCACAGGGACAAUGCCGAGUGCCCACUGAGCGGAUAAAUGGUGACGGCAGGUGGUGUGAGGCAUCUGAACCCCGAGGUCCUGAAACCCAGCUGCUUAGCCGCCUCCGUGUCUCUCCCACCCCAGCCUCCAUCCAGCUGCUUAGCUGCCUCCAGGAACCUCAAGGAAGCCUGAGGGCUGCCUCCUCUGGGGAGCCUUCCUUGACCAAGCCCCUGGGUGUGGCCAGGCCCCACAGAGCCACACCACGUUUCUGCGUCUGCUCCUGUGGCCACUCCUUCUUGCCCUCAGCUCUCCUGCUGCCAAGAUGCCAUCGCCACAGACAGAGACUCCUGGGCUGGAGCUGCAAAGUCCCAAGGAGGCUGAGGAGUCGCAGACUCCAGCUCAGGGCUCCCGGCAAACAAGCAGCAGGAAAGAGCCCAAUGCCCACUGCAAGGAUGGCACAAGGCUGGGCCUGGGCACCUUGAGGCAGGCCUUCUCCCGGGCCAGCCAACGGGCUUUGACCCAGGUCUCCAAGGAGGAUACAGGCCUGUUCCGGCGAAGCUCUUGCUCCCUGUUCCGGUCCUUCCGGCAAACCCUGGAUGAAGGCCCAGCUGCCGGCCAUUUCCAGGCCACUCCUGAGGUGCCCUCGGGGGUCAUGAAUGGUAUCAGCCAGCAGGCAUCCACUGGGGCAGCCUCUGAGGAACUGAAACCCGAGGCAGAAGGCAAAUCCGUGGCCGACCUCAUUACUGAACGGCAACUGCUGGCGGCCUUCGAACAGCUUCUGCGCCUGGAGACACGGCUGGUGGCGGAGAAGGCCUCGCGCACCUUUGAGCAGGAUCCCACGGCCUUCGCGCGGCGCGCCAUGGACGUGUGCCUGCAUUACGACGGGCUGGCAGCCGAGCUCAGCGCCAUCGUGCGCGAAACGCUGGGCAGCGACGGCGUGGACGCGGCCGUGCUGGCCGAGCUGGCCCGCGUGGUGAACGCAGAGGAGGAGGCCCACCCCUCGCCCCCCGACGACGGCGACUUCCUGCGCACGCCGCGCCACUGGCGCCAGCACUGGGAGGAGGCGGUGCGGCGGAGCGCUCAGGAGCGCGUGCGGCGGCCGGGCGCGGGGGGGGCCUCUGCGGCGGCGGAGGGCGCCUCGGGUCUGGCCCAGCUUCUGGCAGAGCUGGGCGUAUUGGUUCGCCGCGAUCUGCAGAAGGUGCGGCAGGAGGUGCAGCCCGCUUAUGCGGCGGCCGGCUUUCCGGCGUGGGAAGUCUAUCUGCGCGCCUUCCACAGCGCGGUGGCCCAGCGCCUCCAGGAACUCGCGCGCGACGCCCGCGGCUGUGAGCAGCUCUAUGUCCUGCUGGACUGGGCCGCCAACGUCUAUGGCAGUCCUGACUUCCUGGGCCCCCCGGGCCUGGCGCUGCCCGCCGAGCCCCUGCCCCCGCUCCUGGCGCCCGACGUGUGGGCCCGACUGGAGAGCGACUACACCAGCUUCCUGGAGGCCAAGAUCACAAGCUGCUUCGACAACAUCUUGCAGCUGGAGCAGAGUCACUGGGCGGCCGCCAAGGACCCCGAGGUGCUGCAGGGCCUUUACCAGGCGCCGCUCUCCAUGGACGUCCACAUGCUCGUGGCUGAGCACGUGAAGGCGGCCGGCGCCAUCUCCGCGGAGCUGGAGGCCACCACCCUGCGAAUCUGCACGCGGGCCCUCGGCCUCUUCGUGCCCAGGUUUGAAAAGGCUUUUCUGGCGUCAGAGGCGGUGAGCGAGCCCCACCUGGGCGCCUACAUCAACGCCUGCGAGGAGCUCAGGACCAGUAUUCUCUCUAGGUUCCCAGCAACUCAAGAGGAGCUGGAGAAGCCCCUGCUGGCGGCCACCUGCAGCUUCCAGAAGCACCUGCUUCAGGGCUUGCAGCGUGAGUUGCAGCCGCUCUUCAGGGUUGUGUGCACCAGGGACUGGCUGACGCAGGACUGGCUGCGUCCCCUCAUGGGCAAGGUAGUGAGGUUCACCGGUCAUCUCCAGCGUGUGGCCCAGCCACGGGCACAGGAGACUCUGCAGGAGGUGCACCGGUUCGUGGUCCGCGAGUACCUGGCACAGGCGCUGAAGCCACGGAAGCGGUUCUGGGCCAUGGAGCGCAUGCGUGGCUCCCAGAAGAUGAGCCUGGAUGCCCAGGCCAUCAGCGACACCUUCCAGGGCCUGGUAGGGGUGACAUCUGACUGCCCCUCGGUGCUCGCCUCUGUGUGGGGAGGGGUGGCAGUGACUAGGGCCAUAGCACCAGAAGGGCUUUUGGCGGGAGUGGUUCUCCUGAUGCUGGAUCAGGUGAAACAGGGACUGGGGCACCUGUGGGGCUGGGGGGUGGGGGGAACCAGGUGGGAGGGUGGCACAUUGCAGACUUUUGCAUACAGUUUGCAGGGCUGCAGGGAAGGGGCGAAGGUCACAGCCCCAUCUCGUGGUCAGGGUCUGUGGGAGGUGUUCCCCACCUCAGGCCAGAGCCCUCAGAGUGGAGGCACCAGCGCCCUGCAUACCCCUUGUUUGCCCCCAGCAGCAGCACGCUCAGGCUGGCCUCGGUUUUCCUGUCCGAGCAGGAUGGGAUGGGAGGGGAGAUGAAUGCUGUGUGGCCCACGAGCCCUGGGUGCCCAGGCACGCUCCUGUUCUGUUUUGGGGGAGGCAGUCCCAGCACCGAGCUGAAGUGACUGCGGGAGGGCUGACGCUGCGGGAGGGCUGACGCUGCGGGAGGGCUGACGCUGCGCUGACCUGGUGCUCCUGCAGGAGUUGGAGCAAGGGUGGGGAGAGGGCUCCUGGGGCAGGUGGCAGUUCUGUCUCGAAGGGUUCCGAGGCCACAUGGUUGGACCAAGC
Cercocebus atys (sooty mangabey) is the source of this 4495-nucleotide messenger RNA. RefSeq names its product exocyst complex component 3-like 4 (gene EXOC3L4). Lineage: Eukaryota; Metazoa; Chordata; Mammalia; Primates; Cercopithecidae. The record is from RefSeq and is a predicted model, not a curated record. Gene Ontology annotation, biological process: exocytosis; exocyst localization. The transcript is spliced from 12 exons. Bases 1985 to 4246 code for a protein of 753 amino acids. Gene Ontology annotation, cellular component: exocyst. Gene Ontology annotation, molecular function: SNARE binding.